Exaiptasia diaphana is the source of this 592-nucleotide messenger RNA. RefSeq names its product short-chain collagen C4. NCBI's taxonomy places the organism in Eukaryota, Metazoa, Cnidaria, Anthozoa, Actiniaria, Aiptasiidae. The record is from RefSeq and is a predicted model, not a curated record.
GAAUUUGUAAGGACGGAGCACCGGGUAAACCAGGUAAAGAUGGCAAGGAUGGUGCACCUGGGAAGGAUGGAAAUGGUUUACCAGGAAGAGAUGGUAAAAAUGGUCUGCCAGGAUCAAGAGGACGAGAUGGUCGAGAUGGUCAACAUGGUACCCCAGGAUCACGAGGAAGUCCUGGUAAACGAGGUCCACGUGGUGCUCAGGGACUAAGGGGCCAUCCUGGUCCUAAAAGUGGUGGUGUUCAGUACAUUCGCUGGGGGAAAACCUCGUGCCCUUCUGGUGCUAACCUCGUCUACAAAGGUCGUGUAGGAGGAGAGUGGUACAACCACCCAGGUGGAGGUUCCAACUAUGUAUGUCUGACUGAGUCUCCCAAGUACUGGAGCUACACAAAUGUCCUUAAAAGGCAUUCAGCAUUCAUGUAUGGUGCAGAGUACCAGGUUCACUCCACCCAUCAUUCCAACCCUUUCCACAACAAGAACCUUCACGAUCACGACGUCCCUUGUGCUGUAUGCUUUGUUUCAAACCGCAACGCAAAACUGAUGAUCCCGGCAACAUACGAGUGUCCCGCGGGAUGGUCCAAGGAGUACUGGGGAUA